CUCUCAAAUAAGAGUGGAGAUCGAUGCCCUUUUAUGCACGCAUCCAGCAUCUGAGAAUGUGUAUCUCAUCCUAUGCAUUGAUACUAAUUUUCUCUCUUUUUUCCCAAGGUUUCUUAUUUUCUGUUUCAAAAUCAGUGCAAAAAGCAGAAGACGACAUGCUAUUAAGUACAUUCAACCUUGGAAAAGUAAUCCAGAACGGUGGUAACGCUGAAAAAUCACGACCGGCAUCUUCGCCUGAACAUUAUAAAAUUGAGGACAACCGUUUUCUGAAUGAAGAGGAAGAUGGAGCCCCAAAGUUCUCAAACAUGGGCUCUAAGCACCGCGACCUUGCCCAUGGCCGUCCGCUGAAUCUGCCUCUCAGGCAGAUUCCUUAUUUUUCACUGGAGGAACUGGCAGCGUUUCCAGCUGAAGCUGAAGUUCAAAGUAUUGAGUCGAUACAGGAACGGAGAGAGACAGGAGAUGAAGAAAGUUCAGCUAAAUUACCCAUUGGAAGAAGAGAUUUUGACAUGCUCAGAUGUAUGCUGGGAAGAGUCUAUCGGCCAUGUUGGCAAGUCUGAAGCCCUACUGCAAGACGUUUGGAAGAGGAAAAAAAAACAUUUUUGUGAAAAUUAAAUGAUGCUGU
Molecule: messenger RNA, 622 nt
Organism: Sphaerodactylus townsendi
Lineage: Eukaryota; Metazoa; Chordata; Lepidosauria; Squamata; Sphaerodactylidae
Gene: PMCH
Product: pro-melanin concentrating hormone
Exons: 3
Coding region: 24-557 (177 amino acids)
Biological process (GO): behavior; chemical synaptic transmission
Molecular function (GO): type 1 melanin-concentrating hormone receptor binding; melanin-concentrating hormone activity
Source: RefSeq, a predicted model, not a curated record